Cynoglossus semilaevis (tongue sole) is the source of this 3382-nucleotide messenger RNA. Its product is annotated as MAP kinase-activated protein kinase 5-like. Lineage: Eukaryota; Metazoa; Chordata; Actinopteri; Pleuronectiformes; Cynoglossidae. Gene Ontology annotation, biological process: protein phosphorylation. The record is from RefSeq and is a predicted model, not a curated record. Gene Ontology annotation, molecular function: protein kinase activity; ATP binding.
UCCCUGUGCACAGGCGAACUCGAGCAACGACUUUUGUCUUUUCUUUAUACUUUGUGAAAGUUCUUGAUCAACGAAUCCGGGGUGGUAAAACCUUACCACAACACAUUUUAUAAAACAGUUGCAGUGGAUGCAUUGUUUGCAUCCGUGGACUAAUCGCAAUAUAUAUCGCUAUAUUUUGUAAGGCUAUAUCCUCUGACAGCUAUUGCGUACUGCCGACUCGGCUUGUGUGUGUAGCGACAAACUAUGAUCAGUACAAUUGCCAAUAGAAGGUUGCUACACUAUUGCUAGAACUCGGAUACUGGUAUUUUACAUUACGAAUGCUUACCGGAAUGUUGAAACUUAUAGCUACUAAAAGAUAUAUGGAGCUAACCUGCUAAGUCGAGUAGCUCGGUAACGCAUAACAGCUUUUGGCUCGACGACAAAAUAUACCGCUGUUGUGUUUUGGGGAACACUGUGGUCAAUGUUAAAUGUUUAUAGUACAGGCCAGAAUCGCAGGCUUUCUCCUGUGCGAUUUUUUUUCACUGAGAUUGCCUUCGCGGUGCUGCCAAUCCACCUAGAUCGUGGCAACAAUACAGUUUGCUAGUAGCUUUUAGCCGGUCCCUUGUGUUCGCAGCAUUAACACAACGCUACUCUCGUCUUGCCGGCUAAAAAUACACUUCUUGUCCAAUCCUUAAUGCCCGUCCAAAACUGGUGGGCUAGUCCAUGACGAAUGUGAUCACCACCGUCCGUUCAAGACGACUGGAAGAGCGAGUGGUACUCCGAUGCGGUGAGGUGAGCUGGUCGGCUCCAACGAUACCUCAACCCGGCUUGUGGACUUAAGAUCUGUGGCUAUUCAGUGGCCAGACGCAUUUUGUCCUAAUGGCAGCGUCUCGUUAUCAGUAGUUACAUAAAAACAUUUAGUCCAACCUUGGGUUGGAAGGCAACUUUGUAUCUGUUUCAGCGCUUUGUUUUUUCUGUCAACUGGCGAGACUGGCUCGAUCUGUCUGAGGUAGGACAAUGUCAGAGGACAACAACGCAGACAAGUUCAUAAAGGAGUCGUCGAUUCUGGACGAGUACAACAUAAACUGGACACAGAAGUUAGGGGCUGGGAUCAGUGGACCUGUCAGAGUUUGUGUGAAGAAGUUGACUCAGGAACAGCUGGCUCUGAAGAUCCUCAUCGAUCGCCCCAAGGCUAGAAACGAGGUGCGUCUCCACAUGAUGUGUGCCCAUCAUCCAAACAUUGUGCAAAUCUUGGAGGUGUAUGCCAACAGUGUCCAGUUUCCACACGAGUCCAGUCCAAGAGCGAGGCUCCUGAUCGUCAUGGAGAUGAUGAAAGGAGGCGAGCUGUUCCACAGAAUCAGUCAGCACAGGCACUUUACUGAGAAGAUGGCCAGCCAGGUCACCAAACAGAUCAGUCAAGCCCUGAAACACUGUCACUCCUUAAAUAUUGCACAUUGUGACUUGAAGCCAGAGAACCUGCUCUUCAAGGAUAACUCUUUAGAUGCCCCUGUGAAGUUAUGUGACUUUGGCUUUGCCAAAAUAGAUCAGGGAGACCUGAUGACGCCUCAGUUCACUCCCUAUUACGUAGCACCUCAGGUACUUGAGGCUCAAAGAAGACACCAGAAGGAAAAGUCUGGACUCAUACCUACCUCGCCCACUCCUUAUACCUACAACAAGAGCUGUGACCUGUGGUCUCUGGGUGUAAUCAUCUACGUCAUGUUGUGUGGCUACCCUCCGUUCUACUCCAAACACCACAGCCGCACCAUCCCUAAAGACAUGAGGAAGAAGAUCAUGAUGGGAAGCUUCGACUUCCCUGAAGAUGAGUGGAGUCAGAUCUCAGAAAUGGCCAAGGAUAUUGUUCGCAAGCUGCUGAAGGUGAAACCGGAGGAGAGACUGACUAUUGAAGGAGCCCUGGCUCAUCCCGGGCUAAACUGCACUGAGGCCAUGGACAACGUGCUGCCUUCUGCCCAGAUGAUGAUGGACAAAGCUGUGGUAGCAGGUAUCCAGCAGGCCCACGCAGAGCAGCUGGCCAACAUGAGAAUCCAGGAUCUGAACAUCACCCUGAAGCCACUCAACUCUGUCAACAACCCAAUCCUCAGAAAACUACUAGGCCCAAAGCCAAGUGACGGUAUCUUCAUCCAUGACUCAGAGAACGGAGCUGAAGACUCCAACGUAGCGCUCAAAAAAUUACGAGAUGUGAUUGCACAGUGUAUUCUACCACAGGCAGGAGAGAAUGAGGAUGAAAAGCUGAAAGAGGUGAUGCACGAAGCCUGGAGGUUCAACCGAGACUGUAAACUGCUGAGAAAAGGUCUGCAGAGACUCAGCUGGGACGGUCGAGUCUUUUCAGAUAAGGUGGAUCGUUUGAAGUUGGCGGAAAUAGUCAAACAGGCCAUCGAGGAGAAAACCAACCUUCAACAGUCUCAUUAGCAAAUGCUGAAUUUUUUUUUCUAUCUUCUUUUUUUAUAUUGUCUAAUAUUUGACCCUUUUUAACCCACAUUUGUGAAGGAUGCUUUUUGGAAAAAGACACUUGCAAAGAAAAGGUUAAUUUUUUUUUUUUUUUGCAAAGAAGGCAGAAAAUAGGACAAAUGAUGGGUUUUUCUGUGAGGCAUUUUUUAUGAGCUGUAUGUCUAAGACCCAAUUUAUUUUAUCCCUAUUUUUUUUUCUUUUAACAAUCCUAAUAAUUUUAUUUAUUGAAAACAUAUUUUAUAUUUGCAGCCUGGCUGUGUGCUUUAAAGUUGAAAAGCUGUUCUUCCACACACUUUCUGAAUCUCAGAAUGCGUUUAAAUGAUACAAAUACUGGACUUUUGUUUGUGCAAACUUCCUUCACCCUGAAGAAAAGGGUAGAGAGAAACCAGAGCUGAACUUCCUGUGCAAUGAACCUCAUGAGGCCUCAGAAGGGUUAUUUUUGUCCCAAAACACCUUACUUCAAUUUGCUGGAUUUUGUUCAGAUCACAUAAUAAUACUCAUGAUAAAAAAGAUGUUAAAUGUUAACUUCCAUCUUUUUUUUUUACACCACAAGAUGAGAAUGUCAUAAAAAGCUGUAGAUUGUUCUUGUUUUAUUCAAAACAUUAUAAUGAAAAUACAUGUGUUUUUAACCUAGAGUUUUCCUCUUAAUUCACUAAGAGUGACAGUGAGUCUUCUCCCAAUGCUCCUCAGGAUUAACUGAGCUGAUCCUGACCCUUCCCCUACUGAUGCUCCUGCUCCCUCGUUUUUCCCCACUGGGUUUUUACCUCAUUGUUUCUGUUCUUUACUGCCACCUACUGGGUCUUUUUCCAUUGCUGAACUUGUAUUUACACCCUGAAACUACAAGUACACUUGCAAGAAAAAAUAGAGAACAAGAAGUAAAUAGAGGCAGAGGGCAGCAUCACUGCACAUGGAAACACUAGACUUACAAAAGAAGAUU